This is a messenger RNA of Conger conger (European conger), 4523 nucleotides long. It is a transcript of the gene pcdh10a, whose product is annotated as protocadherin 10a. Bases 444 to 3431 code for a protein of 995 amino acids. Gene Ontology annotation, molecular function: calcium ion binding. Lineage: Eukaryota; Metazoa; Chordata; Actinopteri; Anguilliformes; Congridae. Gene Ontology annotation, cellular component: plasma membrane. The transcript is spliced from 5 exons. The record is from RefSeq and is a predicted model, not a curated record. Gene Ontology annotation, biological process: homophilic cell-cell adhesion.
CAGAGGACAUCACCGGGUCUGUAGCUGGGACAGGGUAAUUCAAUAGAGAUAAAGUAGUAAAUUGCAUUUAUAUAAAUACCUUUUGUUGUUAAAAAUGAAUUAAUUCGACAUUGUUUGUUAAAUAUAGAUGUGCGCGUAAGCUAAAGAGUGUUAUUGUAUUUAGCUGUGUUCUUUAUAGCAAGGGAUAUGUUCAGUCGUUCGAUUACCAUGUUCUCUCUGACGCCAAAGCUCUCAGAACUCGGCACACUAAAAUAACGGUUGAGGACCAAAUGGCUAGAUUUGUCAUAUGGAGAGCAGAAUGGUUUUCGGUUGACAAGACACAAAGGAUGAGAGUUACUUAUUCAGGAAGCCUUACAGUUUUCGCCUUUCUACGGACAGAGGUGAUGGAAAACUCCUAAUCAAGUCAGAACGGAAUAAAACUCAAGUGCACUUCUUAUUUGGAGAUGAUUGUGUUAUUUCUCUUGUUCUCGUGGAUCGUGGAUGGGGUGGUUUCCCAGCUACACUAUUCUGUUCCGGAGGAACAGGACCAUGGCACGUUCGUGGGGAAUAUUGCUGAGGAUUUGGGCUUGGACAUAACAAAACUUUCGUCGCGCAGAUUCCAGACUGUGCCUAGUUCGCGGAAUCCGUACUUGGAGGUGAAUUUGGAAAACGGGGGGCUUUAUGUGAACGAGAAAAUCGAUCGGGAACAGAUCUGCAAACAGAGUGAUGCCUGUCUUAUGCAUAUGGAAGUGUUUUUGGAAAAUCCACUUGAGCUUUUUCGUGUGGAAAUAGAAAUCAUGGAUAUCAAUGACAAUCCUCCGAGCUUUCCCGAAACUGAUAUUACCAUUGAAAUUACUGAAAGUGCCACUCCUGGAACCCGUUUUCCAGUGGAGAGCGCGUUCGACCCUGAUGUUGGCACCAACGCGCUCCGCACAUACGAAAUGACCACCAACAGCUAUUUUUACCUCGAUGUCCAAACGCAAGGAGAUGGCACCAAAUUUGCAGAACUUGUAUUGGAAAAAUCCCUCGACAGAGAGCAGCAGGCGGUGCACAGGUACGUAUUGACAGCAGUAGAUGGUGGAUUGCCUCAGAGGACUGGUACGGCGUUGCUUGUCGUGAAAGUUCUAGACUCAAACGAUAACGUCCCUGCCUUUGAUCAGUCUGUGUACACUGUGAAUCUGCCUGAAAACUCCCCGGUGGGCACCUUGGUCAUCCAGUUAAACGCCACUGACAUGGACGAGGGACAGAAUGGCGAAAUUGUGUAUUCCUUUAGCAGUCACAAUUCUCAGAGAGUGAGGGAGCUGUUUAAUAUUGACGCGAGGACGGGCAGAGUUGAAGUGAUUGGGGAGGUCGACUAUGAGGAGAGCAACACAUAUCAACUUUACGUGCAAGGAAAGGAUCUUGGACCUAACGCUGUUCCCGCCCACUGUAAAGUUCUGGUCAAACUGAUUGACGUAAAUGAUAACACUCCUGAGAUCGUUUUCAGCACCGUAACCGAAUCAGUGAGUGAGCAGGCAGCUCCCGGUACUGUAAUCGCACUGCUGAGCGUCACCGACAGGGAUUCUGGAGAAAACGGACAGACUCUCUGCGAGAUUGUCGGAGACGUACCUUUCAAGCUGAAAACGUCGUUCAAGAACUAUUACACCAUUGUCACAGAUGGACUUUUGGACAGGGAAAAUGCCGAUUCAUACACAAUCACAGUCGUGGCAAAAGAUAAGGGCGUCCCGUCCCUUGCCACAAGCAAGUCUAUUAAAGUUCAGUUGUCAGAUGAAAACGACAAUGCCCCGAGGUUCAUGCAGUCAAUUUACGACGUAUAUGUGACUGAAAAUAAUGUGCCAGGCGCUUAUAUUUAUGCGGUAAGUGCUGUUGAUCCUGAUAUCGGACAAAAUGCCCAUAUCUCUUACUCCAUAUUGGAGUGCGUCAUUCAGGGUAUGCCUGUAUUUACCUACGUGUCAAUCAACUCGGAAAACGGCUACCUUUAUGCUUUAAGAUCAUUUGAUUAUGAACAAUUAAAAGACUUUAGCUUCAUGGUUCAAGCUAAGGACACUGGUACGCCAGAGUUAUCCUCCAACGCCACCGUCAAUGUUGUAAUAGUGGAUCAGAAUGAUAACGCCCCCUCUGUCAUUGCCCCGCUUGGCAAAAAUGGUACAGCAAAGGAGCAUCUACCCAGGUCUGCAGAACCAGGAUACUUGGUAACCCGCAUUGUGGCUAUGGAUGCGGACGAUGGUGAAAACGCUCGCCUUUCAUAUAGCAUACUAAGAGGGAACGAGAUGGGCAUGUUUCGAAUGGACUGGAGAACGGGUGAAUUAAGGACUGCCAGGAGGGUCUCAAGCAAACGAGACCCGCAUCACCCGUACGACUUGUUGAUUGAAGUGAGGGACCACGGGCAGCCACCUCUCGCAUCCACCGCCAGCGUCAUCAUAGUGCUCGUUGACAGCGUCGUCGAGGGCCACAGUGGAGACCGCGGCUCCUCUAAAGCUAAGGAGAACUCCCUGGAUUUGACUCUCAUCCUCAUAAUCGCCCUCGGCUCCGUGUCGUUCAUCUUUCUCCUGGCGAUGAUCGUGCUGGCCGUUAGGUGUCAAAAGGACAAAAAGCUGAACAUUUACACCUGCCUGGCCAGCGACUGCUGUCUCUGCUGCAGCUCGUGCUGUAGCAGACAGGCACGAGCCAGAAAGAAAAAGCUUAGCAAGUCAGAUAUAAUGCUGGUACAAAGCGCUAAUGUCACCAGCACUGCCCAAGUACCUGUUGAGGAGUCCGGGAGCUUCGGUUCCCACCAUCAAAACCAGAACUAUUGUUACCAGGUAUGUCUCACUCCGGAAUCUGCCAAAACUGAUCUCAUGUUCCUAAAGCCCUGUAGUCCCGCUAGGAGCGCAGACACUGACCACAAUCCCUGUGGCGCCAUAGUGACAGGUUAUACAGACCAGCAACCUGACAUCAUAUCUAACGGCAGCAUUUUAUCCAACGAGACUAAACACCAGCGAGCAGAACUCAGUUACCUGGUUGAUAGACCGAGGCGUGUUAACAGCUCCGCUUUCCAGGAAGCGGAUAUUGUGAGUUCUAAAGAUAGUGGACACGGUGACAGUGAACAGGGUGACAGUGACCAUGACGCCACCAAUCGAGGGCAUUCGUCUGGCGCAGACCUUUUUUCAAACUGCACAGAGGAGUGCAAAGCUCUGGGGCACUCGGAUCGAUGUUGGAUGCCCUCCUUCGUGCCCUCCGAUGCCCGGCAGGCUGCAGAUUACCGUAGCAACCUGCAUGUCCCUGGAAUGGACUCUGUGCCCGAUACUGAGGUAUUUGAAACCGAAGAGCAAACGGGCGAUAGAUCAUUCUCCACCUUUGGCAAAGAGAAGUCACAUCACGGCACCCUAGAGAGGAAAGAGUUUGAUGCGCUUCUGUCUGGCACACGUGCGCCUUACAAACCUCCCUAUUUGUCACGGAAAAGGAUUUGCUAGCUCAUUCCGUGUGGACGUACCAGAAACGGCGUGACUUUGCACAAAACUCGACCAACAAAAAGCAUCAACACCCCUCACCCCAUUCCCCUCCAUCCCAAUUCCUUCAACAGUAUUAUCUUGGUGAUCCAGCCGUACAGUACCUUGCUUUUGGAAUGCCCUGCCUUGAGAACGAAGAGCGGGGAAAGAAACGUAUGUCUUUAAGGACCUUACUGCUCUCAGCAGGCCUGAGAAAUAAGCUUAAAUUUAACCGUAAGAAGGAGGGAGGGGAAAAAGAGACAAAAAAAACCCAGAAAAACUUUGGGGGUGACAAAUUAUGUCUCUGAUUUUUUUGUGUGCCUGUUUACAGCACUCUGUAUAUCUCCAAACAAUGUCAGACUGAGCCCUUUAUCUGUUUAUACUCACACCAAGAAGCCAAUUGUACAGGAAAAAAUAAAUAUUUGUGCAUUAUUAAUGCAAUAUCUCGGUUUUAGCCUUGACUGUUUUCUAUUAUUUUAUUUUUGUGUGGUCAGGUGUUCCCCAAAUCUAUUCUGACUUUAUAACUAAAAGUGUGAUCAUGCUUUUUUUCACAGCAUUGGCCUAAUCAGAGACAUUCUGUGGUUUAUAUCAUGUGUGCAAAGUGUUUACUGUACUAUUUUAAAGCUUCUAACUGAAUAUAAAUCUAUAUAUAAAUAUAUACAUAUAAAUAUACUUUUCUGAAAGUGUGGUAUCCAUUGGUUAGUUUCUUAUCUACAGUCUAAGUUCAUAAACUGACAUUCAGUCCUUCAAAUGGCUUGUAACAUUAAUGGAGGUGUCAAGUGGAAGGCCUUGUUUUCUCUCUGAACAGGGUGUUUCUUUUAUUUUGUCUUUUACUUUUUUUUUCUUUUUCACUUUUGGAUAUUGAAAUUUAUGUCUAUAAAUGAAAGGAAGUAAUACUUUAGAUUUGAAAUAAUGGUAAUAUUGUGUUAUUGUAAAAAAAAAAAAAAAAAAAAUUGGCAACAUAAACAUAAGCUAAAUAUCAAAGGUAUCCAUACACUUCAACACACACACCAACACACUCAGACACACAUGCACAAAUGUCAAGAGGUGAUUAAUAAACUGUUAAAUGCAUAGAAA